This is a messenger RNA of Drosophila montana, 540 nucleotides long. It is a transcript of the gene Obp50c, whose product is annotated as Odorant-binding protein 50c. NCBI's taxonomy places the organism in Eukaryota, Metazoa, Arthropoda, Insecta, Diptera, Drosophilidae. The transcript is spliced from 3 exons. The record is from RefSeq and is a predicted model, not a curated record. Bases 1 to 540 code for a protein of 179 amino acids.
AUGUGGCUGUUGGCCAACAUAUUGUCCGGCAGUGCUGACAUCGACUGCAGUCAGCGUUUGCAGCAUAAUACGAUUAGCAACUGCUGCGCCAAGCCCAGUCUGAACUUUGAGGCAUUCCGGCAGAGUUGUGGCCGGUUUAUGGCCGAUAACCGGAAAAGCAUGUCGCCCUGCCUCUACGAUUGCAUCUUCAAUGUCAGCCAAACGAUGACUGGCAUGCAACUGAAUGUGGACAAUGCACACAGGAUGACCGAACGGCUCCUGGGCACCAACAAGGAGUUUGUGGACAUAUAUGCGACAGCUCUGGAGAGUUGCGCAGCAAACCAAAGUGCAAUGCUCAAGUACAAGAAACGGCGUUUUUAUGGCACCGAAAACUGUACCCUUCUGCCCCUGUAUCUGGGCAUUUGCGCUGCGGAAUACGUAUUUGUCCACUGCCCCCCGGCCAGCUGGACACGCAGCAGGAUAUGCGAGGAGGCGCUGGAAUAUAAAAAUGCUUGCCAGUGCGAUAUAAGUGGACGAUUUUGCAGUGCCAAUUCCAAUUAA